CUGCUGUUUUCCCAGAUGGAGAAGCAGCCUUUGCCCACCGAUGAAAGCGUGGCAGGAGCUGUGGAGUCGGAGCCCAGCGUCUACGCUGGUGAGGAGAGGCGGCAGGGCUCCUCUGAGCCUCCCGCUCGGGCGGGAUGGAACAGUAAAAUCGAGUAUUUUUUGGCUCAGGUGGGAUUCAGUGUCGGACUGGGCAAUGUCUGGAGGUUUCCAUAUUUGUGCCACCAGAACGGAGGAGGAGCUUUUCUCCUGCUGUAUGUGCUGCUGAUGCUCAUAGUGGGCAUUCCAUUGUUCUUCCUGGAGCUGGCAGCCGGUCAAGCUAUCCGACAGGGCAGCAUCGGAGUGUGGAAAUACAUCUCCCCACGGCUGGAAGGGAUCGGUUACUCCAGCUGUGUGGUUUGCUUCUUUGUGGCUCUGUAUUACAACGUGAUCCUCGCAUGGAGUCUUUUUUAUCUUGGGAACUCAUUCCAGCACCCUUUACCAUGGGAGCAAUGUCCAGUACAGGGGAACAUAACAGUAAAGGAAUGUGAAAAGAGCUCUCCCACGUCAUACUUCUGGUUCCGCAAAGCGUUGGAUAUCACAGACUCCAUUGACGAGGUGGGCUCUUUCAACCCGUACAUCGUCUGCUGCCUGCUGGCAGCCUGGACCAUCGUGUGCCUGGGAAUGUUCAAGGGCAUCAAGUCGUCUGUGAAGGUGAUGUACUUCUCCUCCGUCUUCCCGUACGUGGUGCUAAUCUGCUUUCUGAUCCGCGGCCUUCUGUUGGAUGGCGCUUUAGAGGGGAUCGCCUACAUGUUUUACCCCAAGCUGGAAAUCUGGGCAAACGUGCAGGUGUGGCGGCAGGCAGCCACGCAGGUUUUCUUUGCCCUGGGCCUCGGCUUUGGCUCCAUCAUCGCCUACUCCUCCUACAACCCCAGGAACAACAACUGCCACCGCGAUGCCUUCACCGUCUCCCUCAUAAACUUCCUCACGUCGGUUCUGGCCACGCUGGUUGUGUUUGCUGUCCUCGGUUUCCGAGCCAAAAACAAGGUCGUUUCAUGCAUAGUCAGCAACCUCCAGGUGCUGUCGGAGCAGCAUCUCAGCAGUCGGGUGGAGGGAGGGCUGAUGCCGGCGUUCAACAUCUCUGAUCCAACAUCUGUGGCUGCAGAAGACUACAGCGCCUGGUUUAAACUGCAUGGGCGCCACCUCAAUUUAACAGACUGCAACCUGGAGAAGGAGAUGCAGACGGGCGUGGAGGGCACCGGCCUGGCUUUCAUCGCCUUCACAGAGGCCAUGUCUCUCCUCCCGGGAAGCCCCUUCUGGUCUGCGCUCUUCUUCCUCAUGCUGCUCAACCUGGGCCUCAGCACCAUGUUUGGCACCAUGGAGGGCAUCCUCGCCCCCCUCAGCGACCGCUUUAAAACUCUGGCAAGAAACAAGACCAAACUUACAAUUUUCAGCUGCAUCGUUGGCUUUCUGAUCGGCCUGCUCUUCACCCAGCGCUGUGGGAACUACUUUGUGACCAUGUUUGACGAUUACUCCGCCACACUGCCCCUCAUCAUCGUGGUGGUUUUCGAGACCUUCAGCGUGUCGUGGUUAUAUGGAGCUGAUAGGUUCCUCGACGACAUAGAGGUAAUGCUGGGCUGGCGUCCCAGUGUUAUUUACAAGUACCUGUGGAAGUACGUUUGCCUGCUGGCUAUGCUGGGACUGUUGGGAGCCACCACUAUACGCAUGCUCAUCGAGCGCCCAACCUACACGGCAUGGAACCAUGAAACGGGCUCUGACGAGCACCUGCAGUACCCCGGUUGGGCUCUGGCUGUUCUGGCGUCAUUGAUCAUCUUUGCCAUGCUGCCCGUCCCAGUGGGUUUAAUCCGCUCCCUUCUGCUGGACCGGAGUAAGCCGGCAUCCAGGGACGGGGAGAUUGGCCAGUACAGCAUCGUUAACACCGACGAGACGCCCAUGACCGACAUGUCCGAGCAGGAACACCGCAAUGGCUUCACUGCUCCCUGA
Menidia menidia (Atlantic silverside) is the source of this 1980-nucleotide messenger RNA. Lineage: Eukaryota; Metazoa; Chordata; Actinopteri; Atheriniformes; Atherinopsidae. The record is from the annotation of a GenBank genome assembly.